This is a messenger RNA of Contarinia nasturtii (swede midge), 4619 nucleotides long. RefSeq names its product multidrug resistance-associated protein 4-like. Gene Ontology annotation, biological process: transmembrane transport. The record is from RefSeq and is a predicted model, not a curated record. NCBI's taxonomy places the organism in Eukaryota, Metazoa, Arthropoda, Insecta, Diptera, Cecidomyiidae. Gene Ontology annotation, cellular component: membrane. Gene Ontology annotation, molecular function: ATP hydrolysis activity; ABC-type transporter activity; ATP binding. The coding region runs from base 410 to 4531 and encodes 1373 amino acids. The transcript is spliced from 18 exons.
AGAAUAAUAUUGCGAAUUAAUUGAAUUUAGUAUUGACUUACAACUGAUUUUGAAUUAUUGGCGUAUUCUUCAAGUACGAACGACAUGAAUUUAAAAUAAAAAUAAACAAAAUUUGGAUAUAUUUUUGGCUGAUAUUAUUUUAUUACUUGUGCGUCGCUUAAAUACAGGCAUUUCAUGAACAGUUUUUAUACUUAAUAUGACAAAUAAGAUAAGAUAAACACGAAGUACAACUGAUGUUACUAUAUAAAGUGCUAACUUGUGGUCACUCAAUAAAAAAUAUCGAUUGCAAUUUUUUUUCGAAUCAUUCUCUCUCUCUUUGAAUAUUAAAUGAGAACGAUAGAAGACAUAAGAUUUUUUAACCUAAGUGUAUUUAUGUGUUACGAAUAAAAAUAAUAGUUGUGCAUAUGAAAUGGAAUCUGCGCAACAAAAACUUCCGCCAAAUCCAAGGGAAACUGCUAAUUUUUUUUCGAAAAUAUUUUUGUGGUGGACAUUUCCACUGUUCCGGAAGGGCUAUAGAAAAAUUCUUCACUUAGACGAUAUUUAUCAACCUUUGAAAUGUGAUAGAUCUGAAUUGCUUGGAGAUCGACUGGAAACACAAUGGAACAAACAAGCAUUGAAACCAAAACGCAAUGCGCUACUAAAAGCGAUCGUUGCUACAUUCUGGAAAGAUUACAUUCUAUUGAUAUCCCUGUCAUUUUUCAAUGAAAUUGUGUUGCGCUUGGGACCGACAUUUCUUUUGGGCUAUUUAUUGGAAUAUUUUCGCAAAGAUUCCGGAAUUGAAGAUCAUAUGGCAAUAUUGUAUGCCGCUGGAUUUGUACUACUUAAUGGUUUAAGCUCUUUGGUUGCGAGUAAUGUCAUGUUGCUGUCUUUUCACAAUGGAAUGAAGGUGCGAGUUUCGGUGUGCAGCGUCAUUUAUAGAAAGGCACUAAAAAUAUCACAAACGGCACUUGGAGAAACACCGGUUGGAAAAGUUGUCAAUUUACUGUCCAAUGAUGUCAACCGGUUCGAUUGGGCUUCAUUGUUUAUCAAUUCAUUACUGACAUCGCCUAUAGUUACACUUGUUAUUGGCUGUUUGAUGUGGAAAGAUAUUGGGGUGGGUGGACUUGUUGGCAUGAUAGUCGUCUUUUUCAUCGUUCCGAUAUUAAGCUAUGCAGGAAAACUAACAUCCACAUACCGUCGCAAAAUGGCAGUACGAACCGAUGAACGUGUCCGAUUUAUGGAUGAAAUUAUAUCAGCAGCUCAAGUUAUAAAAAUGUAUAGCUGGGAACGACCAUUCGCCAAGCUGAUCGAUUAUGCACGAAAAAUGGAAUUGAAAUUUUUACGUAAAAAAUCCUACAUCGCAGCAUUUCAAAUGACAUUCAUAGUCAUUACCACACGAUUGGCAAUUUUCUGUGCAAUGUUAACCAUUGUACUAGUCGAUGGUCCAGACAAAAUUAAUGCUGCCAAAAUAUACGUGAUGUCAUCGUAUUUUCGAAUCAUCAGUCAAGUAUUGUCCAUGGGGUUUGCACGUAGUUUUGCUGAAACCGCAGAAAUUUUGGUAGCUUUGAGACGAUUGGAAAAACUUUUAAUUUUGGAGGAGAAAAAAAUACCCGCACAAAUCGAAAAUGGUAAUUCAAAAGGGGUUGAGAACCGAUCAGUUGAAAAAAUAACUCAGGUAAAUAUUUCGGCGACUGAAGAUCCAAACACAUCAAUCUCAAUGAAAAAUGUGAGUGCGCGUUGGAUAUCGAGUAGCGGAAACUUAGAAUAUUCGUCUAAGGAUCAAAGUGCGACAGCCCAUCAAAAUGGUGAAAUAAAAAAUGACGAAUCAGCGGCAGGUGACAUCGAAACACAAACUCUAGACAAUUUAAAUGUUAGUUUACCCAAAGGAAAGCUAAUUGGUGUAAUUGGACCAGUUGGCAGUGGAAAAUCAUCAUUUUUACAAGCUCUCUUACGUGAACUGCCAUUAGAAUCCGGUUCAAUCAAUAUAAAUGGCUCAAUUUCGUAUGCAAGUCAAGAGUCGUGGAUAUUUCCUGCGAGCGUUCGACAGAAUAUUUUAUUUGGAACUGAAUAUGAUCGCAAUCGUUACAAUGCCGUCGUUGAAACGUGCUCUUUGACGAAAGACUUUGAGCAACUAGAAAAUGGAGAUCUUACAAUUGUAGGAGAUCGUGGAGCAAGUCUUAGCGGUGGUCAGAAGGCACGUAUCAACCUUGCCCGAGCUUGUUAUCGAAAUGCUGAUACUUACUUGUUAGACGAUCCAUUGAGUGCUGUUGAUGCGCAUGUCGGUACACAUAUAUUCAACAAAUGUAUAGGCCAAAAUAGUCGAUUGGCCAAAAUGAAAGCGACACGCAUAUUAGUGACACAUCAAGUACAUUUUCUGAAAGAAGCUGAUUGGCUAAUUGUUUUAAAAGAUGGAAAAAUCGAAGCUCAAGGAUCACCGUUGACCUUAUCGAGAUCGGGUAUUGAUUAUGUCCAACUUGUUGGCGAAAUUAAAACACCGGAAAUCGACGAAAACUUCGAAGUAUUCAAGCGUCAAACAUCAUCAACGUCAUCAAUAAAAAGCCAACUGUCGCGACAAACAUCCAUAGCACCAUCCAUUAACUCCGGCGAUAUCCCAGCCGAUAUGUCCGGAUCGCAUGAGAAAAUCGAUCAAGGUGUUGGAAUGGAAAGUAGCUCCAAGGGAAAAGUGAAAGGAUCAGUGUCAUUGAAUUAUUUCAAGGCCGGCGCUCCUUGGCCUGUUUUAUCACUAUUGUUUGGUUCUUUUGUCUUUGUUCAACUUAUAGCAAGUUUGGUGGACUAUUGGGUCUCCAUAUGGACCAACCAAGAAGAAACUCGUGCCCUCCAAAAAAAUGCAAUUUUCAAUAGUACUUUACAGGAAUCCAGAUCGCUGAAUGAUAUGAGAAGUUUAAUGUUUGAUAUCACAUCAUUUACGCUAAGCACAGAUGAAUGUAUUUAUAUUUUUGGAUCUUUGAUCGCAGCUCUUUUUAUCUUCACGUUUUUGAGAUCGAUUGGAUUUUAUGUAAUCUGUGUGAGAGUCUCCCAUAAGUUGCACAAUGCUAUGUUUAAUGGACUUAUUUCAACUUCGAUGCGAUUCUUUGAUACCAAUCCAUUGGGUAGAACACUUAAUCGCUUCUCAAAAGACAUUGGAGCUGUUGAUGAAAUGCUGCCACGAUGCCUUUUUGACGCAACACAAAUUUUAUUGGCACUAACUGGUUCAGUUGUACUAGUUGCAGUUGUAAAUCCAUUAUCAAUGGUUCCCGUGAUUGUUUUGGGAUUCUUUUUAAUAAUAAUUCAACGGAUAUACUUAAAAACGUCAAAGAAUUUGAAACGUUUGGAAGGAAUGACAAAAUCACCCGCCUAUACACAUUUAUCAUCAACUUUGACCGGUUUAUCGACUGUUCGUGCAUACAACGCGGAAAAAACUUUACGAACUGAAUUUGACAAUCAUCAAAAUUUGCAUUCAGCAUGUUGGUACUUGGUUAUAUCUACAAGCUCUGUAUUUGGUCUUUCGAUUGACAUGAUCUGUCUGAUGUUUACAUCGUGCAUCAUUUUUUAUUACGUGUUCUUCGGACGUGAUGUAUCGGGUGAUCAAAUUGGUUUAGCGAUUACACAGGCGAUGGGACUCAAUGGGAUGGUGCAGUGGGGUGUUCGCCAGUUAUCUGAAGUUAGCAAUCAAAUGAUGUCAGUUGAACGUGUGCUUGAAUAUCGAGAUUUGGAACCAGAAAAACAAUUAAAAAAACUAAUUAGCGUAAGCAAGGAGUGGCCAUCAAAGGGAUGUAUCGAGUUCCGAAAUGUAUAUUAUAGAUAUGCAGCUGAAGCAGAGCCGGUUUUAUGCGAUUUAUCACUUGUUAUAAAAUCCAUGGAGAAAAUUGGCAUUGUUGGUAGAACGGGAGCUGGGAAGAGUUCAUUGAUUGGUUCGUUAUUCCGUUUGGCAUGCGUCGAAGGUGAUAUUUUGAUUGAUGGCGUUAAUACCGCUGAAGUUCUAUUGAGAGAUCUGCGUAGACAAAUAGCCAUCAUUCCCCAAGAUCCGGUGUUGUUCUCGGGCACAUUAAGAAGAAAUUUAGAUCCAUUUGAAGAAUAUUCAGAUGCAGAUGUUUGGAAUGCAUUGGAAAGCGUUGAACUGAAAAGUGCUGUAUCGGAAUUCUUGGGAUUGCAGUCUCAAGUUCUGCCCCAUGGUGCCAAUUAUUCGGUUGGCCAACGUCAACUGCUGUGUUUAGCUCGUGCGAUCUUGCGAAAAAAUCGAAUUCUUGUCAUGGAUGAAGCUACUGCUAAUGUAGAUCCACAAACUGAUGCCCUAAUUCAACAAACAAUCCGUAAUAAAUUUACCGAUUGCACUGUUUUGACAAUUGCACACAGACUGCACACAAUCAUCGAUUCAGAUCGAAUAUUAGUCAUGGACUUUGGAAAAAUAGCCGAAUUUGAUGAACCUCACAUAUUAUUGCAAAAUGAAAAUGGCAUAUUCCAUGGCAUGGUCAAGGCAUUGGGAGAUCAAGAAUUCAUACGACUAUCGCAAGUGGCUUUGAGACAAAACCAAGUAAUACACAGUUACCUAUAAAUAAAUUAUGAAACUGUAGAAUAUUUGCAGAUAUUUAAUUUAAUUUUGUGGAAUGCGAAUAAUAAAAGACAAUUUAUUUAACAAGAAA